UGAGAGCCCAGGAAGCCCACAGGCUGCGGCCAUUUCCUGGCUGUGUUGGUGCGAAAGGGAGGCAGGGAGGGGGGAGGCAGGCACACGCGUCCAUAUGCCCACACAAAUACAUUCAGGCAGCAGCAGCAGCAGCAAGAGAAGGAAGCGGGGAGAGGAGGCGGAGGCGGAGGAGGCGAGGGCUUUGGCGGCGGCUGCGGAGGAGGAGGAGGAGGAGGAGGAGGAGACUGCAGCGGCGGCGCUGGAGCAUCUCUGCCUCUUCCCGGCCGCAUCCCGGCGCUCCUGAAGCCCAUCCGCAGAGGGCCGGCCUCAGCCUCCCAGUUGUGAGUCUGAAAACUCAGAGCCAUGACGACUCACGUGACACUGGAGGACGCUCUAUCCAAUGUGGAUCUGCUGGAAGAACUGCCCCUGCCCGAUCAGCAGCCAUGCAUCGAGCCACCUCCAUCAUCUAUCAUGUACCAGGCCAACUUUGACACCAAUUUUGAAGACAGAAAUGCUUUUGUAACUGGCAUUGCCAGGUAUAUCGAACAAGCUACGGUUCACUCAAGCAUGAAUGAAAUGCUGGAAGAAGGACAUGAAUAUGCAGUUAUGCUUUACACAUGGAGGAGCUGUUCCAGGGCUAUUCCCCAGGUAAAGUGCAAUGAACAACCAAAUCGGGUUGAGAUUUAUGAGAAGACAGUGGAAGUACUGGAACCAGAGGUCACAAAGCUUAUGAAGUUUAUGUACUUUCAAAGAAAGGCCAUUGAACGAUUCUGUAGUGAGGUGAAGCGUUUGUGCCAUGCAGAGAGAAGGAAAGACUUUGUUUCAGAAGCGUAUCUUCUGACGCUGGGAAAGUUUAUCAAUAUGUUUGCUGUUUUGGAUGAGCUGAAGAACAUGAAGUGCAGUGUCAAAAAUGACCAUUCUGCCUAUAAAAGAGCAGCCCAGUUUUUGAGGAAAAUGGCUGAUCCUCAGUCUAUUCAAGAAUCACAGAACCUCUCCAUGUUCCUGGCAAACCAUAACAGGAUCACACAGUGCCUGCACCAGCAGCUGGAAGUCAUCCCUGGUUAUGAGGAACUGUUGGCUGAUAUUGUCAACAUCUGUGUGGAUUACUAUGAAAACAAGAUGUAUCUAACACCUAGUGAGAAGCACAUGCUCUUAAAGGUGAUGGGUUUUGGUCUCUAUCUGAUGGAUGGAAACGUCAGUAAUAUUUACAAACUCGAUGCAAAGAAGAGAAUCAACCUCAGUAAAAUUGAUAAAUUCUUCAAGCAGCUGCAGGUGGUUCCUUUAUUCGGCGAUAUGCAGAUAGAGCUGGCCAGAUACAUUAAGACCAGUGCUCACUAUGAGGAGAACAAAUCCAAGUGGACAUGCACUCAGAGCAGCAUCAGUCCCCAGUACAACAUUUGUGAACAGAUGGUACAGAUCCGAGAUGAUCACAUCCGUUUUAUCUCUGAACUUGCUCGCUACAGUAACAGUGAGGUUGUGACUGGCUCAGGCUUGGACAGCCAGAAAUCAGAUGAAGAAUACAGAGAGCUUUUUGACCUGGCUUUACGAGGACUUCAGCUUUUGUCUAAGUGGAGUGCCCAUGUUAUGGAAGUGUAUUCCUGGAAACUGGUCCAUCCUACCGAUAAGUUUUGUAACAAAGAUUGCCCAGGCACUGCUGAAGAAUAUGAGAGAGCUACGCGGUAUAAUUAUACCAGUGAAGAAAAAUUUGCCUUUGUUGAGGUGAUUGCUAUGAUAAAAGGUCUCCAAGUACUUAUGGGUCGCAUGGAAAGUGUCUUCAAUCAGGCCAUCAGGAACACAAUCUAUGCUGCUCUGCAGGAUUUUGCUCAGGUGACACUUAGAGAGCCACUGAGGCAAGCUGUGAGGAAGAAGAAGAAUGUUCUCAUCAGUGUCCUUCAGGCAAUUAGAAAGACCAUCUGCGACUGGGAGGGAGGGCGCGAGCCUCCAAAUGACCCUUGCUUGAGGGGAGAAAAGGACCCCAAAGGUGGUUUUGAUAUCAAGGUUCCACGGCGAGCUGUAGGGCCUUCUAGCACACAGCUUUACAUGGUGAGAACUAUGCUGGAAUCCCUCAUUGCAGAUAAGAGUGGCUCAAAGAAGACACUCAGGAGCAGUCUUGAUGGACCGAUAGUGCUGGCGAUUGAAGAGUUCCACAAACAGUCCUUUUUCUUUACACAUCUUCUCAAUAUAAGUGAGGCCCUCCAACAGUGCUGCGAUCUGUCACAGCUUUGGUUCCGAGAAUUUUUUCUGGAAUUGACCAUGGGUCGUCGAAUUCAGUUUCCUAUUGAGAUGUCUAUGCCUUGGAUUCUAACAGACCACAUCCUGGAAACCAAAGAACCUUCCAUGAUGGAGUAUGUGCUCUAUCCAUUGGAUCUCUACAAUGAUAGCGCAUAUUAUGCUCUGACCAAAUUUAAAAAGCAGUUUCUCUAUGAUGAAAUUGAAGCAGAAGUUAACCUGUGUUUUGAUCAGUUUGUGUAUAAACUGGCAGACCAAAUAUUUGCUUACUAUAAAGCUAUGGCUGGCAGUGUCUUAUUGGAUAAACGAUUCCGGGCUGAAUGUAAAAAUUACGGAGUAAUUAUCCCUUACCCACCUUCCAACCGAUAUGAAACAUUACUCAAACAGAGGCAUGUCCAGCUACUAGGAAGGUCAAUUGACCUAAACAGGCUUAUCACCCAGCGGAUCUCAGCUGCGAUGUACAAAUCAUUAGACCAGGCAAUUAGUCGCUUUGAGAGUGAAGAUCUGACCUCCAUCGUGGAGCUGGAGUGGCUUUUGGAGAUAAAUCGCCUGACACAUAGACUACUGUGCAAACACAUGACCUUGGAUAGUUUUGAUGCCAUGUUUCGAGAGGCCAAUCAUAAUGUCUCAGCUCCUUAUGGACGCAUCACACUGCAUGUCUUCUGGGAGCUGAAUUUUGACUUCUUACCUAAUUACUGCUACAAUGGGUCUACUAACAGAUUUGUGCGGACAGCCAUUCCAUUCACCCAAGAACCCCAGAGAGAUAAACCAGCCAAUGUUCAGCCGUAUUAUCUUUAUGGAUCCAAGCCACUCAACAUUGCCUACAGCCACAUCUAUAGUUCGUAUCGGAACUUUGUGGGGCCUCCUCACUUCAAGACAAUCUGCCGCCUCCUUGGAUACCAGGGUAUUGCUGUGGUUAUGGAGGAGUUGCUCAAAAUUGUCAAGAGCCUGUUGCAAGGGACCAUCCUUCAGUAUGUGAAAACCUUGAUAGAGGUGAUGCCCAAAAUCUGCCGCCUGCCAAGGCACGAGUAUGGAUCUCCAGGAAUCCUGGAGUUUUUCCAUCACCAACUGAAGGACAUAAUUGAGUAUGCAGAACUAAAGACAGAUGUGUUCCAGAGCUUGAGGGAAGUGGGUAAUGCCAUUCUUUUUUGCCUUCUCAUAGAGCAGGCCCUGUCCCAAGAAGAAGUGUGUGAUUUGCUGCAUGCUGCUCCUUUCCAAAAUAUUUUGCCCAGGGUCUACAUCAAAGAAGGAGAACGCUUGGAGGUACGCAUGAAGCGUCUCGAAGCCAAAUAUGCCCCACUUCACCUGGUUCCCUUAAUAGAGAGGCUGGGAACACCUCAGCAAAUAGCCAUAGCCCGGGAAGGAGACUUACUGACCAAGGAAAGGUUAUGCUGUGGCCUGUCCAUGUUUGAGGUUAUCCUGACCCGCAUUCGGAGCUACCUUCAGGACCCCAUCUGGCGUGGACCUCCCCCAACCAAUGGUGUCAUGCAUGUUGAUGAAUGUGUGGAGUUUCACCGACUCUGGAGUGCCAUGCAGUUUGUGUACUGCAUUCCUGUGGGAACAAAUGAAUUUACUGCUGAACAAUGUUUUGGAGAUGGUUUGAAUUGGGCCGGUUGUUCAGUCAUAGUUCUUCUGGGGCAGCAACGUCGCUUUGAUCUUUUUGACUUUUGUUACCACCUGUUGAAAGUGCAGAGACAGGAUGGGAAGGAUGAAAUCAUAAAGAAUGUGCCACUUAAGAAAAUGGCUGACAGGAUAAGGAAGUACCAGAUUUUGAACAAUGAAAUUUUUGCCAUUUUGAACAAGUACAUGAAGUCAGUGGAAACAGACAGCUCUACAGUUGAGCAUGUGCGUUGCUUCCAACCCCCCAUCCACCAGUCCUUGGCUACUACCUGUUAAGUGGUUGAUAUUGGAAAUGCAGUGUAUUCAUGUGUCUCCAUGUAAAAUCACUGAAAAAGAAAACACCAGGACCCAGUGAAGACCUGGAAGGGAAAACCUGAAAACACAGAUCUGACAACAGUGCAGAUGAGGAUGGACCCAGUAGACAAAGAUGCAUUUUCAAAAAAGACCUAAUUUAAAUGCAUGCCCUUCUGUAUCCAGAGUGAUGAGGAGCAAAAUGUAUUUUUUCUCCUAUGGUUUCUUCAGAUUUCAUGAUGACCUGGAACCACACAGUCAAGCACAAACUGUAUGCUUUUUAAAUUUUGUUGCUGUUAUGAGGAUUCCAAUUGAAGUGGCCAGUGUUUCAAAAUGUUGCAAGUCUUCCUCUGAAUGCAUGAUGUGAGUGUUUAACACUUGGACAUAAUGAGCUUUUCCCCUUCCAGGUGAUGCAGAAAUGGUUUAUUGACUCAAGCAAAGGUCCCAUUAUAUUGAGUCAUUAUAUAGACUCAGUGAGGGUUUGGCAUUACCAUUUUUUCUCCUGUUCGCUAAGACAAAUUCACAACAUCUCUGAUUUUCUGCUCACUGACAUUUCUGUGGUGCACCUACAAAGUCAAAGAUGAUAAUCCCUCCAUUUUACACCAGUCCUUGUUAACCAUGGAUUAUCUGAACCUGGCUUAAUGCAGUCUUCUCUGGUAUUAAGAUAAUAGAGAUCCUGGAGAAGAAACAGGGCUUGCCAUGGCCUAGACCCCCUGGUGAAAUAUCGGUGUCCAAAUGCAAGUAAAAAACAGUACAUUCUUUUCAAAAAUCUGAACAUUAGUACAUGUACAGUUGGCAUGCUUUAUUCACAGAUUUAACCAUCCAUAAUUUGAAAAUAUUCCAAAAAGCAAACCUUGAUUUUGCCAUUUUACAUAAGGGAUACAAUUUUACAAUACAAUGACACCUGAGCAUCCAGGGAUUUUGGUUUCCACAGAGAACCUGGAACCAAAUCCCAGUAGAUACCAAGUCCCACUGUAGCUCACGAUUUCCAAACCCCUCCCCCCUUUGGAAUAAAUGCAAUAAAAUAAUUAGAAUAAGCUGAACAUGUUUAUAUUCUGGGAAAAUUGCUAAUUAGUUCAAGAUUGCAUAUCUAAGCAAGCAGUAACAAUAUUAAGAAUAGUACCAACAUCACACUUUGGUCUGUGACUAUGUAUAUACCUUCCAUAGACAAUACUAUGAACAAGCUCUCUAUCUCAACCUUGUAGAAAAGGAUGAGUGGUAAAAAUAAGAAUGCCUAUAUGAAUAAUUCAUAAAAAUCAUGGGAGCUUAGAGCUCUCCCAGUAUUGCUCUUGAUACCAAAUUACAUCUGCUGCCAAUGUGCCCCAGAAUAUUAGACUGUAUAGUUUGGUAAGAAUAUACUACCUACCCACAGGAGAUGUAAAUAAAUAACAUAACCUUCAUGAGAACAAAAUGCAAGCUUGGCGAGACAAGAUCAUAUAUUUCAAACAAAUAAGUCAUGCAAUAAUGCCACAGAAAAAUGGCACUAAUGAACUAGUCACUACCAAGUGUGGUGAGAAUACUGGAUUUUGAUGUGAUAAUAAACUGGACUUUAGAUUUUAGAACAAGUUCAGUGACCUAAACAUAACACUAUUAUGUCAUAAAGGGACAAGAAAUAAACCUUAAGGGAAUAAUUUCUUUCUGUACCUGUUAGGGCAUCAUAAGUCACCUAAGUUAAGUUCAGUCUUGCAUGUUGACCUUUACUCAUGCUCCUGUUUAAGGAGGAGAAUUUUAGAAAUGCUAUUCUCUAAAGUUUAGAUGAUUCCAGAUUAAUAUUCUGCGAGAAAAGGACAGGAUUUUAUUUCACAUGUCAUCCUCCUUGCACCAGAAAGUACUACAGGUACAUGAACGUAGGCCAGUUAAUUUUGUGGAAGCUUUUUCAGGAGAACUUAUUGGGAAACUGCAUCAGAAUAUUGCAAUAGAGUUCUGUUUUUAUCCUAUUAAAAACAAAAGAUGGUCACUUUCAGUAUCAGGACAGAUCUCAAAUUAUCCAGCUGACUGAAUAUUUGUUUUUCCUUAACCAUACCUCAACUAAGCCAGUCUCCUUGCACCUGAUUUCAGAUGCUUCAGUCUGGGAUUUUUCUUCUAACUAUAUAACUUUAAUUGCUUUAAUUGCUGAUAUUUGACAGAUUAGUGACAGGUGUUAUGAAUUUAAGAGACCACAGACAGGUUUUUCCUCCUGUUGGAAGAGAAAGCAUAUGAGGUAUAAACAUGUUAAUUCUCUAUCUCUGUUCCAAGAGAGAACAUUCUGUUUGAAGGAGUUGCAGUUACAAAAAAUUGUGAGCAUGGGCUAUAUUCCUUUUUCAAAUACCUUUGUGCCUUUAAAGAUUUGUAAUGUGUUUGUACAGUGACACAUUAAAAUAUGACCCCACAGAGCCUGGGGAGCAUAUUUACCAGUUAUGUGUACUGAAGAAGUUAGUCAAACUAAACUGCAAGAUAUUUUUUAACAUACUAUGAUAGGCAUGGCUCAGAGAAGUCACAUAAAAAUUGACUCCGGCAAAAGCAAUGAGGAAAAUAGCUGAAGAGUGUAAAGGGAGAGAAUGUCCUCUUUCUCAUUCUAGCUUUCCAUGAAGGAGUUUAGGGGCUUCAGGAUUUUUGUGGGGAGCAAGUGCAGCCUUAUCUGUGACUUGACCUAAUUAUCAUCAUACACCCUAGCAGCCCAUGACUUCAGAAGAAAACUACACCAAACACGAGUAUAUAAAAAUUCCUGAAUUAAGUUUAUGAAUUUAUUCAGAACUUGGAACAUUGGGUUUGGGAAUUAAUUUGAUAGUGUUAAACAUGAGAAAUUCAUUUAUUAUUGCUAACACUAAUAAUUGAAAUAAUUUGCCUGGUUGUGUUAUUGUUAGCUAACGUUUGUUUAGGAUGUUAGUUCAAGGUCUCUCCAUUGGAUUUAGAGACGACAACAUGGAGGUUACCAGUGUCAACUCAAAAGGGCGUAUGUUGUUGCUGACUUUUUCAAAAGAACUGGCAUUUUUUUCUUUUUAAAUUUGCCUUCCUCCACCCUCAUUUUUUCCAGAUAGACUGCAAAACGCAUAAUAUGAUUGUUGACAAGUAAUGUUGGAGCUCAGCCAUGUCUGGUAACUGUCAAGUUGGAAAUUUUGUCAUCUGCACCUCUCAAUAUCAUAUACUUCGCCCACAUUUCACAUGCCUUGUUUGUUUAAAGGUUAAUGAGAAGUGAUGCGUUUCAGUGAAAAGACACUGAUCCACUGCAAGUGCAGCAAUAAGUGGAUAACAACAAGGAUCAGGCCUCUCUACAUUUUUCUUACAACUGAAUCGCUAUAUCAUUUCUACUUACUCGCUCUCAACCAAGAAAUCUAAUCUACCAAGAUCGGGGUAGACCUGCAACAGAUUCCAUUUAAAUGAUCAAGUAUUUGACAAGCCCACCCUUUUCUGUGCCUUGUUUUUUGUGUGACCCUAAGGCAAGUUCUGUUUUUGAAGAUUGCCAUAAUGUAUCUUGCCCCUCCAAAAAACUCCAAACACAUUUCUCCAACCAAAGGCCACUGAGAGAGGGAGAGAGACCUGCCUUUCAAAUUUAAAAUGCCUGAUAUUUUGAAAAAGCCCUGACUGCUUGAGAGCCUUGGUCUCCAAACAAAAAAUUCCCACCCAUCACAUUCCAAAAACCACACCCCCUUCUAUCAUUUGAUUGAUGCUUCCUUUGCUCUACAUGGGUUCCAGAAAGUAAAUUACUUAUUUUGUUCCUUCUUUUCUCCUGACUUUUCCUCCUUGUAGCCUUCCAAAUUAGUCUAAUGAUAGAAUCGUGUGAUGCAUUUCCUCCCAUCCUAAUUUUUUUUUCUCCUGAGGCAAUAGUUUUCCUAGUUUACUGAAUCUGACUGUGAAAGAGGUACCCAAUGAAAUUGAACAAAUUUGGUCAGCAUGAUUAACUAAAUCAUAUUUUUAUCCUCAACAUUAAUUGGGAAAUCUAGAGAGUUUGAGAAAAUCAUCAGAAGAACCCAAUGAAGAGAAUGAUUUAAUUCUAAACUCUGGCUUCAUUAUAUGUGGGCUUGUGGGGCAGGUGACCUGUGGAAUUGUAAUGAGUUGAUAGGUCCACUAUUUUUAUUCUUUUUAAUAAAGCUUACCAAAAAAUCCACAUUUUUUAACGUUGGUGGCAAUUGUUUACCAGUGUAAAAUAUCUACAGCUCUAAACUUAUAAUUUGGUUAGGAAAAUGACUAAAAUCCAGGGGGAAAAUGUCAUCCUGUGGCUUAUGCCAUGCAUUAAGUAUAUUUUAUUUCACAAGCCUGUUUUCAAUACAGCAAUUGGAUAGGUGACUGUAAUGUUGUUAAUAGCUUUCAAUCCUAUUAUAUUGCUUUACUGAGGUGUACAUACAGAAAUACUGUGACUACAAAGAGGUUCUUGGUUAUGUCCUGGUGAGAUUUUGAUAUUUUGGGAGGAAAGCAGUGUUCUAUAUACAUACAGAACUGAGAGCCAAGAUAGAAGUAGCCACAGGGUAAUAAUACUAGUCAGAUAAAUGUGGGGACAAUGCUGAGUAUGUUUAAUGCAUUUUACAGAGCUUUUACCAAUAACUUGUCAAUUGUUGGUCCUCUACGAAGAAACUUUUCCUGAGAUACUCUGUUCUGUGAAUUCCUUACUGUCAUAAUAGUCUUCCUGGAAUGUUCUUCAUUUGAUCAUUCUGGGUACUUCCUCCUCUCAGCUACAUAAGUAAGUUGUCUAAGGGACAGAACUAGGAUUUCCACCUUACAGAAAAGUAUAAUAUCCCAGUCUAAAUACAACAAUUAAAAGAUGCCUCCAAGGUCACAGUGGCCACCCAACAGAAGAGAGGUUGCUGAUGCAGCUCAGCCUUGCAAGACAAGAAUUCUAUUGUGUUUCUACAUUUGGCAUUACAUCCAUUCCUGUGUAGACCCUGGGAUUCAUACAGAAAUAUGGGGGUAGGGCUCCUAUAAGGAUGUGAAAUUCUUACCCAUGCACAUAAAAAUGUCAGUGAUAUAACUCUGAAAUGCACCUCUCAUUUUAAUUUGGGAUGAAAUGCUAUUCCUUUCAGGCAGUUGGGAAACACUGAUCUGUGACCCACAUCUUUUUCCUUUUAGUUGGGAAUGGACUUUAUUUUUUGAAUAAGUCAACAGGAAGGGAUUAAGCAAUGCCUGCCCUUCUGCUUUUCUGUUCUUAGCUGUUAAAUAAACAAAUAUGAACAGAAAGAUGAAACAAACUGCAUUUAACAUAUAGAUUGGCUUUUAAGUGUGACUAGUGAAAAUUUCCUUCAUGAUAUAUUUAGAAAGAUAUGUCCUGGCAAAGUCAUACAGAGUUAAAACAGGCAUGAGAUAAACUUGUUCAAACUUUUAGCAGCAACUGUUAUGAACUGCCAUAGCUAUUUUAUAGCCGGUCUGCUUUCAGUUUGGUUUUCGUGACUUGACAUACCAACCAGACAAACUCUGCGCACUUCAACCAUGUUCCCUUUCUUAAUAGCAGUUCUCAAAUGUAUCAAUGGUCCUAUAAUUCGUCUGUGUUACUUUGGUUUUAACUGAUAUUUGUCUAUUUAAAAAUAUGAGCAAAGUGUUGGGUUUUUGAAAAAAGUUUGACGCAAAAUUGCGUUAUACUUCCAAAUGUACCAUAUUUGUAUGAAGAAUUGUCCCAAGAAUUUUUGUAUAAUGAAUUUACAUUUAUUUAUGGUGCAGUAUAUUUACAGUAGUGAUCAACUAUCGUGUUUGAAUUCAUGAAUCAUACUUGCUAUGCAGCAGAAAACGGUAUAUAUUGUUUUAUAUGUUUUGUUUUUUCAUUGUUAAUCAACAGACAUCUUCCAUUUCUAUUCAAAAUGCUUCUGUAAUGAUAAGACGCCCUGUGAGUGGUGACAAUGACCUGUAUUGCAAUUUUCAACAAUAUGUACAGCAAAGCUGGGAUGAAUCCUCUUAACAAAGGAGGAAAAAUAAAAAUUCAGUGGUGUAAACAAAA
Molecule: messenger RNA, 10018 nt
Organism: Anolis carolinensis (green anole)
Lineage: Eukaryota; Metazoa; Chordata; Lepidosauria; Squamata; Anolidae
Gene: cyfip2
Product: cytoplasmic FMR1 interacting protein 2
Exons: 31
Coding region: 343-4104 (1253 amino acids)
Biological process (GO): apoptotic process; cell morphogenesis; cell projection assembly
Cellular component (GO): synapse; neuron projection
Molecular function (GO): small GTPase binding
Source: RefSeq, a predicted model, not a curated record